Messenger RNA from Linum trigynum, 3518 nucleotides. NCBI's taxonomy places the organism in Eukaryota, Viridiplantae, Streptophyta, Magnoliopsida, Malpighiales, Linaceae. The record is from the annotation of a GenBank genome assembly.
GAGAAAGAAAGUGACAACCAGAACUCGAGGUCAUUGUAAUUCUUUCCAAGCUCCGAGACUUCAAAUACGAAACGAACUCUCUCUCUUCUUCCUGAAUUCUGCAUUAUAAACACACACACACAAAAAAAAAAAAAAAGAGGUUUUGGGUUCCGCAAUGGAUGCGCCGUUGCUCCAAUCCCGCGGCGGGAAGGAGCGAAACUACGUUAAGGAGAAUUUCGGUUCUUCCGCUCUCGGAGACUUCACAAACGAGUCGCGGACGCUAUGGAAGAUUGCCGGCCCUGCCAUCUUCACCUCCAUUUCCCAGUACUCGCUCGGCGCGCUGACGCAGACGUUCGCCGGCUUCGUUGGCGAGCUGGAGCUCGCCGCCGUCUCGGUCGAGAACUCCGUCGUCGCCGGCCUCGCCUUUGGCGUCAUGUUGGGGAUGGGGAGUGCAUUGGAGACGCUAUGUGGGCAAGCAUACGGAGCAGGGCAGAUCAGAAUGUUGGGAAUCUACAUGCAGAGAUCGUGGGUUAUUCUUUUAGCCACCGCUUGUUUGUUGGUUCCUGUUUACGUCUGGUCUCCUCCAAUCCUUGCUUUCUUCGGAGAAACCUCAGAGAUAUCCACUGCUGCAGGUGAAUUCGCGAUAUGGAUGCUGCCCCAGCUAUUCGCUUACGCAUUGAACUUCCCGAUCCAGAAGUUCCUGCAAGCGCAGAGCAAAGUGAUGGUGAUGGCCUGGAUCUCGGCGGUGGUUCUGGUUCUCCACGCGUUCUUCAGCUGGCUGCUGAUUCUGAAGCUUGGCUGGGGACUGGUUGGAGCCGCUCUGGUGUUGAAUGCCUCAUGGUGGAUCAUAGUCAUAGCUCAACUGGGUUACAUAUUCGUAACCGGGUCCGACGAAGCCUGGAAUGGCUUCUCCUGGCUCGCGUUUUCGGACCUCUGGGGUUUCGUCAAGCUCUCUCUGGCCUCUGCAGUAAUGCUAUGUUUGGAGUUUUGGUACUUGAUGGUCUUGGUGGUUAUCACUGGCCGAUUGCCAGACCCUCUGAUCCCUGUGGAUGCCAUCUCAAUCUGUAUGAACCUGAAUGGAUGGGACGCCAUGAUUGCAAUUGGAUUCAAUGCUGCCAUUAGCGUAAGGGUCUCGAACGAGCUCGGAGCAGGUAAAGCUCGAGCAGCGAAAGUCUCGGUCGUAGUGGUAUCAGCUACGUCGAUGGCCAUAGGGGUGGUCUGUAUGAUCGUGGUCUUCGCGGCGAGAGGCUCGUUCCCUGAGCUGUUCACCAGCAGCGCUGCGGUUGCUGAAGAAACAAGGCGGCUUGCCGGGUUGCUGGCAUUCACUGUGCUGCUCAACAGCCUUCAGCCUGUUUUAUCAGGUGUUGCUAUUGGAGCAGGAUGGCAAUCUCUGGUGGCUUACAUUAAUAUUGGAUGUUACUACAUAGUUGGAUUGCCAGCUGGGAUUCUUCUAGGUUUUACGUUUGGUUUUGGAGUUGAGGGUAUAUGGUCAGGAAUGAUUGCAGGAAUAGUUUUGCAGACCAUGAUCCUGGUGGUAAUAACGGCAAUAACAGAUUGGGAAUCCGAGGCUGCAAAAGCAGAGGGUCGGGUAAAGAGAUGGGGAGGAUCAUCAGGACAGCAUUAGGAGGAGAUAAAUUUGUUGCUUUGCUAUCGGUGGAGGAGCAAGUGUAAAGAAAGAAAAGAUGAUGUUGUUAUGGAAGAAACUAUUCAUGAUAAUGCUGGGUUAAAUGUUGUGAUAAUCCUCCUAUAAUAUAUAGCCAUUCUCCGGCUAAUUUUCUCCAUUUUGAAAUCCUUGCCCUCUCCUUCAUUGUCACUAGGGGCAAUUGUGGAAAGUAAAUGGUUUCAGUUCCGCCCUUAUUUUAUUAUUCGGGAAAUCAGUACACACGUCCCAGAAGCUGCUCAAUAUCCCUUCGUCUUCCCCUUAUUCCACCGAUGCUCAACCGGUCAUUUUCCCCCUUCUUCCUCACCCAUACCAGCGUCGCAUUCCACAGGUGCCUCUUCGCACCCAUCUGCAACUCAGCGAUGGUUAAACUCCCGUUGCGACCGCUAAUUGUCCUUUUCGUCCUCACCUCAUACUGGUGGCCGGCGAAUUCCAUAGCCUCGCGGAAUGAGAAUUGAGUGGUUGAUUCGUCCUCGCCACUGACUUCUCGACUCUACUCGAUCCUCUCCGAAUUCCUUCCAGAAGAGUUUGUUUGGUCCUCUUCGCCUACCAAUCGGCAUAUCUUCCAUUCAACCUGCUCUCUGCCAAACAGAAGGUCUGAUCAACACUUUGAUUGUUAUUUCUAUGUGGAGACCACUUUUCAAUUGUUUUGCAUCUGCAUCUGUUAGCCCCUCUCCCGUUGUAAGUCGGUUUGCCAUUUUCUAUGUUCGUGCAGUACAGGUGAGAAAAGGCUGAAACGGUAGCAGGGCGAGAAUUACCAACGAGACAGAACGGUAGCAGAGCUUUAUUAGCUUGGUUUUCAAGGCUGAAAGGGUUUGCCAUUUUCCCCUUAUGCUUAUUAUGAAUAUGCAGAUUGUAAUACCAUAAGUUCAUAAAAUGGAUCUGGCUGUUGCAUUAGUUUGGUUGUCCUGAUGUGGCCUUGGCAUUAGCCUAAGUUGCUGGUGUGAUUCGUGAAUAACUAAUGGUCAAGUAGAGCACUGAAAGAAAUGAGACAUUAGUUUCCUGUUUAAUUUUGUUUCCGUUUGUAUCUACGGAUAUUGCUCCCUGAUCUCAAUGCUUUCACCUCCCAGUUGUUAUUGUUAUUUAGAAUUUUAGUUUUUGAGUUGCCUACAUGAUACAGACUAGGAUGAGAGGGUACAACUUCAUGCUUUGGAAAGUGUUAGGGUGUCUGUGUGUUGUUCAAAAUGUUGUCCUUCAUAUCAUCACGUCUUGAACCUCAAAUGUUUCUCCUGAAGUAAAUGGGUUGGGAUAAUUUUGGUCAACUUUAUACCUCUGUAAUGGUAGAUUUAUAAUCAACAGUGGUGUGUGAUCAAUCAAUUACUUAUGGUCAUUACUGCUUCUAAUUUGUGCAUUUUUGCAUUUUUGGUGAUUAUAGUGGUAAUGUUUUCAUUUCCCAAAGUUUAAGUAUUUAUAACCAGGUUUCUAUUUAAAGUUUAAUUCUAUAUUCUGUUCCAUACAAGGGCUGAACAACCUGAACAUUCGUGUGGUUUCCCUUGAUGAGCUUUUUGAAUUAGAAACUUACCCAGUUGAUGAUUUGGCCUGUUAAUGGUUUUCUUCAAAUUUUAUAACGGUUAUGAAAUGGAUGAUCUCAUUUUUCUUGGUGUCUUCUAUGUAUAUUCUGUGAAAUCAAUACUGUGAACUGUUUUCUGUUUGUUUUCAGGAGUGUUUGAUGAAUCAGCUUUGCAUGGAAACACACCGGCCAAAGCAAGUUCGGAAUUCGGAUGUCACUUUGUUUGUGUUCUCUUUGUAACAGUAGUAUCAAGUAGACCAUAUUACUGCAUCUCCCACAAACAUGUACUCUUGAUGGUUCACGUUAAUUGAAAUGGGAGUCUUGUGGCUUUAUGAAAUCAAACUUAUUUAAUAAUUCAGUGUCUUUCAU